This is a messenger RNA of Oldenlandia corymbosa var. corymbosa, 1100 nucleotides long. NCBI's taxonomy places the organism in Eukaryota, Viridiplantae, Streptophyta, Magnoliopsida, Gentianales, Rubiaceae. The record is from the annotation of a GenBank genome assembly.
AUGCUCAAUGCCACACUGUACAAAACCCUACAACUAUAUAAAUAGUCCUACCAUUGCAAAUAAACGUCGAUUAUUUAAAUCCCCUUCAUAUAUAUAGGAGUAUAUCUCUAGGCCAACAAAGUCCUAAAUAAGCACUACCCAAAUUUUACUACUAGUAGUAGAAGAAAGAUAUGGGCAAAAACAUAAUGAGCUCACCGGCUCUCAGCACUCUCCUCCUCCUCCUCCUUUCUUCCAGCGCCGCCGCCACCACCACCACAAAAUCACCAAGAGAUCUAGUGCAUUCAUCAUGCGCUCACGCCAGCUAUCCAGACAUCUGCCUGAGAACCCUCUCCUCCUACUCAAAACCCACCACCAGCCUCCGGGAGCUAGCUCAGGCGGCGGUGAGAGUCAGCAUUUCCCGAUCCAACAAGGCGGCCGGAUUCCUGGCCCAGCUGAAAGGCAACGGCAAGAGGGAGGAAGGUGCACUGGGUGACUGCGUGCACCAGAUGAGCGACUCGAUCUACGAGCUCGGGAAGACGUUGUCGGAGCUGCAGAAUCUCCGGCGGGGGAACGACUUCAAGUGGCACAUGAGCAAUGCCGAGACUUGGGUCAGCGCCGCCUUGACGUACGAGGACACGUGUCUUGAUGGGUUCACGGAGAUCGACGGCAAAGUCCGGUCGGACGUUAAACGGGCUAUCACAGAUGUUGCUAAAGUUACCAGUAAUGCUCUCUAUCUCAUCACCCGCCUUGACCAAACUCGUGGUUAAUUAGCUUGAAGAAAUUAUUAGCGGUUAAAGUUGAAUCUAUUGGGUAAAAAAAAAAACUACUACGCGAAAAAGUCUGCGUAGUAGCUAGUAAAUCUGGUCAUUUUGUAAGUUUUGGUUGAAUAUAUAUUUUGUUUUUUUGGUUCUCCUAUGUGUGUAUAAUGAAGUAAUGAACUUAUAAUUAAUUAUUAUUAGUGUUACUACCUUAAUUAAUAUCGCUACAGUGUUUCAAUAUAAAUUCCUUUCUCUCAUCUUAAAAUUGUGAUUAAUGACCAUCGGAGUUGUACUACCUGAGACUAGAAAUCUGAGUCAUGGAGGUUGCAUCCAGAUUGGACUCUUUAACUAAUUUGUUUUCUC